UCAUGGCUCGCCGAGUCCUGGUCGGCGUCUGCCUCCUGCUCGUCCUCCCCUGCUUCUUCCUGGCAUGCGCCGGCGCCGGGCAGAAGAAGUACGAGGCCAUGUUCAGCUUCGGGGACUCGGUGAGCGACACUGGCAACAUCUGCGUCAACAAGUCGGCUGCGGCGCAGCUCCUGCUGACCAUCGCGCAGCCGCCCUACGGCAUGACCUACUUCGGCCACCCCACCUGCCGCUGCUCCGACGGACGUCUCGUCGUCGACUUCCUCGCUCAGGAGCUGGGGCUGCCGCUGCUCCCGCCGUCCAAGCUGCACGGCACGGACUUCCGCAAGGGCGCGAACAUGGCCAUCGUCGGCGGGACGGCCCUGGACUUCGAAUUCCUCAAGUCCAUCGGCCUCGGCUACCCGAUCUGGAACAACGGCGCCAUGAACGUCCAGAUCCAGUGGUUCCGGGACCUGCUGCCGUCCAUCUGCGGCUCACCACAAGGACAUGGCUGCAAGGUCCAUUUGGCCAAGUCCCUGUUCGUGUUCGGCCCCUUCGGCGGGAACGACUACAAUGCCAUGCUGUUCUUCGGGUUCACCGUGGAUCAAGCACGGAACUACACGCCAAGAAUCGUGGACAACAUCGCCAGCGGUGUCGAGCAACUGAUAGAGCUGGGUGCAGUGGACAUCGUCGUCCCGGGAGCUCUGCCGGUGGGGUGCUUCGCCGUCUACCUGACCAUUCUCCCAAGCACCAACCCAGCCGAGUACGACGAGUUCGGGUGCCUGAAGCCGCUCAACGACCUGUCGAGGUACCACAACUCUCUGCUCCAGAGCAGGCUCGCCGGCCUCCGGGCCAGGCACAGAUCGGCGAGGAUCAUGUACGCGGACUACUACGCCCAGAUCGAGCUGACGGUGCACAGGCCGCCACUCUUCGGUUUUAGCAGCGGCGCCAUGACGGCGUGCUGCGGCGCCGGCGGCGGCAAGUACAACUACGAGUUCGAGGCCCGGUGCGGCAUGAAGGGCGCGAGCGCCUGCGCGGACCCGUCGACCCACGAGUCCUGGGACGGCAUCCACCUGACGGAGGCGGUGAACAGGCAGACCGCCGACGGCUGGCUCAUGGGGCCCUACUGCCACCCUCCCAUUCUGCAGUAGGAACACGGUGCAGGUAGCUAUGCAUAUCAGCAUAUGGAUCGAUGCAACGUCGUGGAGGAGUGGAGUUGGGCAGCUAGAGUAGUAUGCUCGGCCCGUCCGUACAAUAAUUUGUGAAACCCUGCUCAGUGCAGAUCGGUCUGGCAUAUCGGUUAUCCAUGUGAGAUGAACCAAACAAUUACUCUGUUUCUGCACAGUGACAGAUCCAG
Messenger RNA from Phragmites australis (common reed), 1333 nucleotides. RefSeq names its product GDSL esterase/lipase At5g45910-like. The transcript has 4 exons. Gene Ontology annotation, molecular function: hydrolase activity, acting on ester bonds. The record is from RefSeq and is a predicted model, not a curated record. The coding region runs from base 3 to 1127 and encodes 374 amino acids. NCBI's taxonomy places the organism in Eukaryota, Viridiplantae, Streptophyta, Magnoliopsida, Poales, Poaceae.